Molecule: messenger RNA, 2077 nt
Organism: Phyllostomus hastatus (greater spear-nosed bat)
Lineage: Eukaryota; Metazoa; Chordata; Mammalia; Chiroptera; Phyllostomidae
Gene: SLC26A11
Product: solute carrier family 26 member 11
Exons: 17
Coding region: 113-1939 (608 amino acids)
Biological process (GO): transmembrane transport
Cellular component (GO): membrane
Molecular function (GO): secondary active sulfate transmembrane transporter activity
Source: RefSeq, a predicted model, not a curated record
ACAAAGCUUGCGUAUAGUUAGUGUUGAGGCUUCUCAUUGAGAAACCGGUGAUUGUUGUCCCUGGCAAGCAAGUACUGACAGAGGGAGAGGAGGCACCUGGGGUUCAGGAGACAUGUCGUCAUCCUUGAAGGCGAUGGACCGGGCCACCCCCUGGCCCCCUGGCCUGGCCCCGAUGGCCUGCUGCUGCUCCCGGGCCACGCUGCAGAGGUGGCUGCCCAUCCUGGCCUGGCUGCCCGACUACUCCAUGCAGUGGCUGAAGAUGGACCUCAUCGCGGGGCUCUCGGUCGGGCUCACGGUCAUUCCCCAGGCGCUGGCCUAUGCCGAGGUGGCCGGGCUCCCGGCCCAGUACGGCCUGUACUCCGCCUUCAUGGGGUGCUUCGUGUAUCUACUCCUGGGCACCUCCCGGGACGUGACGCUGGGCCCCACGGCCAUCAUGUCCCUCCUGGUGUCCUCCUACACCUUCCACGAGCCCGCCUACGCUGUGCUGCUGGCCUUCCUGUCGGGCUGCAUCCAGUUAGCCAUGAGCUUCCUGGGCCUGGGCAUCCUGCUGGACUUCAUCUCCUGCCCUGUCAUCAAAGGCUUCACCUCUGCCGCCGCCAUCACCAUAGCCUUCGGGCAGAUCAAGAACCUGCUGGGGCUGCAGCACGUCCCGAGACAGUUCUUCCUGCAGGUGUACCACACCUUCCGCAACAUCGGACAGACCAGGCCGGGCGACGUCGUGCUGGGGAUGGUGUGCAUGCUGCUGCUGGUGAUGCUGAAGCUGAUGCGCGGCCACGUCCCUCCGUCCUACCACGAAAUGCCCACCAGCAUGCGCGUCAGCUGCGGCCUGGUGUGGACUGCCUCCACAGCUCGGAACGCCCUGGUGGUCUCCUUCGCGGCGCUGAUCGCCUACUCCUUCGAGGUGACCGGGUGCCAGCCCUUCAUCCUCACCGGGAAGAUUGUCGAGGGGCUCCCGCCCCUGCAGGUCCCCCCCUUCUCUCUGUCCACCGCCAAUGGGACGGUCUCCUUCACUGAGAUGCUGCAGGACAUGGGGGCCGGGCUGGCCGUGGUGCCCCUCAUGGGCCUCCUGGAGAGCAUCGCGGUGGCCAGAUCCUUCGCGUCUCAAAACAGCUACCGCAUCAACACCAACCAGGAGCUGCUGUCCAUCGGCCUGACCAACAUGCUGGGCUCCUUCUUCUCGUCCUUCCCGGUCACCGGCAGCUUUGGACGGACGGCCGUGAAUGCCCAGUCGGGGGUGUGCACCCCAGCGGGCGGCCUGGUGACAGGUGUCCUGGUGCUGCUGUCGCUGGACUACAUGACCUCCGUCUUCUACUUCAUCCCCAAGACCGCCCUGGCGGCCGUCAUCAUCACAGCCGUGGUGCCCCUGGUGGACACCUCCAUCGUGGGCACGCUCUGGCGCGUGAAGAGGCUGGACCUGCUGCCCCUGGCCGUGACCUUCCUGCUGUGCUUCUGGGAGGUGCAGUACGGCAUCCUGGCUGGGACCCUGGUGUCCACGCUGACGCUGCUGUACUCCGAGGCCAGACCCAAGAUUCAGGUGCUGGAUGGAGAGGGGCCGGUGCUGAUUCUGCAGCCGACCAGCGGCCUGCACUUCCCCUCCGUCGAGGCUCUCCGGAAGGCGGUGGUGAGCCGGGCCCUGGAAGUGUCGCCCCCACGGUCCGCCAUCCUGGAGUGCAGCCGCGUCUGCAGCAUGGACGCCACCGUGGCGCUGGGGCUCAGCGAGCUGAUGGAGGACUUCGACCGGGCGGGCGUCACCCUCGUCUUCGUCGGCCUGCAGGGAUCCAUCCUCCAAGCCCUGCUGGCCGCCGACCUGAGGGGUGUCUGGCACUUCCCCACCAUGGAGGCAGCAGAGAAGUUCCUGAGUCAGGAGCCGGGGACCCAGCCCUACAACGUCGGCGACGAGUCGGUCCCCGAGCACACGGUGGCCCUGCUGAAGGCCUGAGGGGGACGCCGGGGGGACGCCGAGGUGCGGAGAGUUUGGAGGAAGGCUCUUGCCCUGGGGAGGCCGGGUGCCAGGCUGGCCGGAGGGUCCGAGGGGGCUGGAGUGGUGACCCUGUGGAGGAAGAGGAGGAAAGGGGGC